UGAGGGAGAUGUUUCCAUCAGGACAUUGCUGAAACGCAGGCUGGGAUCAGACCUUCCGCAUGGUCCUGGGCAUGUUUCCCAACUGCCUGGAGUGAGGCCCCUGCCAUGGUGACCAGAGCCAAAAGAAAUCCAGAGACGAUUUCUCUGAUACCCAGGACGGAGAGGCAGGUAUCACUUGUAUUCAUCACAUCUAAUCCUGAGAAUUAGUUAUUAUUGCUCUCAUCUUACAGGUGUCCAGGGCAGUCCAGCUGGUGGUGCUGCUUGGACACGAGGUGCCCAGGGAGGUUCCAGCCACGUCUCUUCUUGCUGCCCCCGAGAGAGCCCAAGCCCCACUCACAACCUGCGGCGGCCCUGUGAGGAGCUCGUCAUGCUGACAGAAGAAAUGAAGGUCUGGCAUGGAAUAGUGAUUGCAAUAGUGUCGCUGGUCCUGCAGGCCUGCCUCCUCGCAGCCAUCAACUACCUGCUCAGCAGGCACCUGGCCAAGGAGAAUGAGCGGAUACUGAAAGAGGCCAGGCUCCAGGUCCCCAGGCCCAGCCCUGCCCACUACCUCCCACCUGCUACCAAGGAGAUGAAGGAGACUCGGGCAGAGAGAAACACCCCUGUGUCUGAGCCCCGCUUCCGGAAUGACAGUGACACGUCCUCAGAUAGCUCCGACAGCUCGGACAGCUCACCUCCCACCCGCCAGGCCACCAAGGAUGUGACCUACACACAAGUGGUCUUUUCAGCUCCUGGGGAACGAAGAAAUGACUCUGUCUUGGACUAUGAGAACAUAAAGGAAGCCACAGAUUAUGUCAAUGUCAACCCAAAAAGCCACAAGCCCAAUUUCUGGACUUUUGUGAACCCUGCUGUCUCUGAGCCAGUGGAAUACACUCAAGUGGCCUUGUGAAUUCUAGGCUUUUUAAUGCGGUGCAGUUCGUUAUGAAUUAUUGCACUUAUUUUGUAGGGGAAUUACUGGUUUUGUUUUGUUUUUAAGACACAGCAUAGGAGAAAAAAAGCCUGUGUAUCAGCAAGAAAGAUUCAGUUAAGUAUGAAAACAUUGGAGCAGUUCAGUAAAGAAAGUGAUGAAGUCUCUCUCCAUAAAAAAUUUUUUAAAGAUUUUAAUCAGCUGUAGUAGAGUUCUGUUUGACAGUCUUAUGAUUAAAUGCCUCUCUGAGCUAUUUAAUUAUUGGCGAUAAACAACUUCCUUAAAAUUUUUAAAUAAAACGGCAACCACCAGUUCCUCUUUUCCUCUGGCCUAAACUUGCCUGCUCUUCCUUUUUCAGUAUUUUAUCUUGCUGAGUAAUCCUGCUCCACUCUCAGAACUUUAAAUAGUGCCCUUGGAAAUAGUGCCCUUGUGUCUAAAAUAUGGUAAAUGCUCAAUAAACAUUGAAGUGAGAAAAAAAAAAAAAGCUUGGAAAGCUCCCCAUUACUCAACCUUUGAAACUGCUGUUUCUUAGGAAUGAAAGAUGACAGAGUACUAGAAAAUGUCAACUAGCUUCACAAUCUGUUAUUCCAAAAAAAAUCUUUCCAAA
Molecule: messenger RNA, 1511 nt
Organism: Hippopotamus amphibius kiboko
Lineage: Eukaryota; Metazoa; Chordata; Mammalia; Artiodactyla; Hippopotamidae
Gene: RHEX
Product: regulator of hemoglobinization and erythroid cell expansion
Exons: 8
Coding region: 368-886 (172 amino acids)
Cellular component (GO): plasma membrane
Source: RefSeq, a predicted model, not a curated record